CCAUCCCUCUCCUCCUGCCUCGCUCGCCCGCCUCUCUCACCACCUGUUAGUGUGAAACCCUCGUGCACGCUCACGCUGUGCACGCUCGCGGCCGCCGUUUGUGUAGGAAUCUCCUCCACUCACACUCAGAGACUCUAUGACGGUGCAGAGGGGAAAGAAGCUCAGCAUCUCCAUCCAGGAACACAUGGCCAUAGACGUCUGCCCCGGACCAAUCAGACCCAUCCGUCAGAUCUCAGCCUACUUCCCCCGGCUCUCCCCCACCUCUCCCACCCCGCUUUCCCCCAACCCGACCUCACCCCCUCCGGCCCUCAGUCCGGGCUCCGGGGCCUCGGGGAUGGGAGGCCCCCAGCUGCUGUCCCCUCUGCUGGCUGAGGGUCGGCCGGGCGGCGGCGGGUCGCUUUCCCUGACCAGCAGCAUCGAUACGUCGGUGGAGAUCCACAGCUCCGACAGUGACGACUGCACUGCUUUGGGAACGCUGGAGUUUGAGCUGCGCUACGAUCAAAGUUCCAGCGAACUGCACUGCACCGUAAAGAGAGCCAAGGGCCUGAAGCCAAUGGACUUCAACGGUUUGGCCGAUCCGUACGUCAAACUGCACCUGCUGCCUGGAGCCUGUAAGGCCAAUAAGCUGAAGACAAAGACGAUCCGUAACUCCCUGAACCCGGUGUGGAAUGAAACGCUGACCUACGUGGGCAUCACCGAGGAGGAUAUGCACCGCAAGACGCUCAGGUUGACUGUUUGUGACGAGGACAAACUGACUCACAACGAGUUAAUCGGAGAAUCCAGAGUUCCUCUGAAACGAGUGAAACCCGAUCAGACGAAACGUUUCCACACCUGCCUGGAGCAUCCACCUCCGCUUCCGUCUCCGACUGCGAUGGGUGAAGCCCUUCGAGGAAUCUCCUGCUACCUCCGAGAGUGGGAGAACGAACAGCUGCACAGUCUGGAGGAAAGAGGUCGUCUUCUUCUCUCACUGCAGUUCCUGCCUCCUCUCAGCUCGGAGGACGAAGACGUAGAGGCAGGAAGUGAAGGUCGCCGCAAUGGUGGUCUCUGCGUCGGAGUGAAGCGUUGUGCUCACCUGGCAGCCAUGGAUGUCAACGGGUUCUCUGACCCCUACGUCAAAAUAUACCUGAAGCCUGACAUACAGAAGAAAUCCAAGCACAAAACAGCUGUGAUGAAAAAGACCCUGAACCCUGAAUUUAAUGAGGAGUUCUUCUAUGAGAUUUCGCUGUCAGAGUUGGCCAACAAGACUCUGGAGGUGACGGUGUGGGACUACGACCUCGGACGCUCCAAUGACUUCAUCGGUGGCGUCUGUCUCGGCUGCCAGUCACAGGGCGACGCCCUCCGUCAUUGGACGGACUGCCUGAAGAACAAAGGCCGUAGGGUGGAGCGGUGGCACAUCCUGACCAAUGAGCUGCCACGAACAAUGAGCCACGACUAACAGCAAGCAGCAGUAUGCAGACGGUCACUGUCAGGAAUCACAUGGUUUACAGGGAUCCACUGGUUUCUUUAAUGGACGAACGCAAGUAACUUCACCACAGGAAGCAGCAGUAACUGAAAGGACAGGUGUAUUAUAAGAGGGACUGUGAGGGCAGGGUGAAGCCAGAGCAGCAUGGUGUGUGCCUUCAUUACUGGUCAUCUGGAGUUAAAGCACCGUCAGCACCACACCUGCACUCAUACAUACAUGACAGGGUUACAUACGAAGGGUAGAACUCACCAAAGUGAAGCAGACAUUUUGUAGAUUUGUCAUAUGACAUCAGUGCAUGGGUUGUUUUUCACAACAGCCAAGUGAAAUUCAGAUCUUUAGUUUCUUACUUGCCGUUUCCAUUCAGAGGUUCCAUGUUGACAUAAACUUCUUGGGUAUAGCAAAUCAAAUCACUUAUUUUUUGAAAGUUCUUAUUCAUUCUUCUUACGUUUUGUUUAUGACCUUAACUGCAGCCCUGCUAGUGGCAUGUUGUGUAAGAGUUACAUACACUUCUAAUUCAGAAUGUAAGAAACAUGCAUGGACAUGUGUUGUGUUGCACCUGUAGACUGUUCGUAAAAGAUGGCUGUAGCAUUACUCAUUGGUUUGUGGAGAACUAUUUUGAAGCAGACUCUGCUUAUUCUUCAAUUUUCCUCCGAGUGGGACCAGAUCUCACUGAAACAAAGUCAUGCUGUGUUUAAUGAGUUUGAACGACUGAGUGAGAAAAGCUGAUCCUUAGAUGAAGUCCUGGGCUGAUUAUAUUAAUCUAAGCCCCAUCCUUUUAGUCACACAGAUGUUGUAAAUCUGAAUCAUUUACUUUACUGACAAUGCAGCAAUAUCAAUCAAUACUUGAUCGUGUAAAUUCAGCAUUUAUUUGUCUUGUGCUGAUUUUGCUGGCAAACCUAAAAUAUAAAGUAUGACCCUAAAUGCAGCUGUUAGAUAUUCACAUAAGAAGUACGUCCUGACUGAUUCUGACUUAAUACGUGAGCAGUAGCUGUAGAUCAAGAAGCCUCCCAGAAUACUUUGCCAUGGUGCCCCCUUACUGGCUAGACUCCCAUAAUGCUCUCUGCUUGCCAACACGAACUGUAGUCUGAAUGACUCCUCUUCUGGUCUCUACAGUAUUAAACAGUAAGAGGCUCCACCUGGUGGAACAACCAGGUACUGCAGCUGAUCUAUAACACCAAGUGUGUGCUAUCGAGGAAAACGGUAUUGUUUGUUGGCAGAUGCUAAAUGUUAAAUGAUCUGGAUCGGGAGUUUAAAAUUUUGAUUGUUUAUUAGACUUGAAAUAAAAUCGGAGAAAUCGCCCCCUAUUGGCUGUUAGAAAGAAUAGCUUCACUUUUUAGACCUACAGGCUACAGCCAUCUUUCAUGUACAAGCUACAGAUAAAACUAAUUUUCCGAAUCUUCCUGGCACACAUCUCAAUGUUCCAGAGGAGCUUUUACUCUCUGAAAACUUCAGUUUUUAAGAAAUUAAUGUCCCCAGAGCAUUUGUUGGAAAACCACGUUUGGCUCAUCAAGUUUAUUGAUACUAGACCCUUGUAGGUUUGUUCUGUUCAGAACUGACAUUCCAGAAACAUUUUCAGGGAAGAAAAGACACUUCUGAGCAACCCAGAAAAACUACUAUGUGGGUCUAAACACUGACGGGUUAAAAUUGGAGAAGACAUCAAAGAUCAUUUUUGUGCCUUCUCAAUGUUUUCGUCUGUUCUCUGAAAACAUCCACAACAGAGACUGGACAUCAAAUCACAACAAUCUUACAACAAUGUCUCCUCGACUGUCUUUGAUUCCCUUUAAAUUUUUGUAGUGCAAACUAUGGAUAUUUAUAAAGAUAACUGAAGUUUAAGACUGACAUGUAAAAUACAUGUCUAAAUGUUUUAAAAGCUGCCCAUCGCCUCACAUUUUUUCGCAAAUUGAAAUUUGAGGCUCCGUUUGACAGUUUCCCACGUGUUCUUAAUUUCUUCCAACUCCAGAACUCCGUUUUCCUUGGAUUAGACUAUUAAGCAACGCUUUUAUUUUUGUGGUUCUACUUGUCAAACCUGCUCCAUCAGUUAUGAAAGUUAAAUGAAAAUUCCCUUUUUUCAGUUUUGUAUUAUUGUGACGUCUAGCUACAUAUGGUUUGCAAAAUAUCCCUAGUAGAGUCACAAACUAUUUGAUCUACUUGUCCAGUAUUGCAGAUUGUGAAUCAAUGUCAUGUUGAGAAAUACCUGUGAAGAUUUCAGGUUUUUAUUUUUAACCUGAGAUUUUGUCAUUCUGACAGUAAAAAUUUAAAUAUUGGGAAAACCCCCGCUGAAAGUAGGUCAAUGGGCGACUUUAAAACAUAUUUGCAUGUAGCAUUUACAAUUUAAAGUUUCAUUUAGCAUGUCAUGACCAAAUUUCACUGUCACCACUUUAGAUAUACAUGAGUUAGAAUUAAAAAACUAAAGAUAAUAUAAAUCUUUAUUAAUCUAAAAGUAAAUUCUUGAGAAACUAGACUGGGCAAUUCUGGGAAAAAUUGCAAAUGUGAUUGCAGCUACAACAAAUGCACAGACGGAAGCUGACAUCUGAUUAAAGGACAACCCCUCUGCCCACUGUGCCACAUAUAUCAAUUUUUAUAUUAUCAGAGAUGGUCUGGAGAAAUUGUUCUAAAAAUGUGAUAAUCUGAAGUAGAAUGAAUCUUUUGUAGUUUAAAAAAAAUGCAAAAAAAAAAACUGCUGAAGGUGGAUUGAAAAUAUUAGGGAGUAUUUGUUAUAUCAAUGUAAAAUUUCACCAAUAUCUUUAUGAAUAUCCUUAUUUUAUGCUAUAGUUUCAGGGAAAUCAGAGACAUUUGGGAGGAAUCGUUUUAAAAAUAUUGAUAAGCUUCAAAUUUCAGUGUGCAGAAGAAAACCCUGUUCAAGUGUUUAUCAUGAAGAAUGUGAUGUAUCACUCUAAAAUAGUACAACUAUCUUUAUUUUUUUGGUAUAAUUAUGGUCUCAGAUGAAAUAAGCCAUCAGUGUUGGUUGAAGGACGUGAAUAUGAUGUCAUUGUCAUUUCAGAAACUUUUCUAACUUCUACCCCUUCGUCUCUUUAGCAGCACAAAAAUCAGUUUACAGAAUGAAACGGUGGAAGAUUUAUCAUGAAAACCCAAAAGCAGCCUCUGAUUUUGAGCCGGUGACCGUCAAAGUGUUCCACCCAUGAAGCUCCAUAUCGCACGGAUCACGUCUCUAUUGCACUCUUCAGUACGACUGUGAAGAAAAAAAAAAAACUCAGUGCAUCCCGUUGGUGAUGAUUUCUCAAUACAAGUGGUUCUUCCUCGUUGUUGCAUGAUGCAAUAUGUUGACUUUCGAUCUCUAUACUCCCCUUGCCUGUUUUCUAAUCCAAGUGUUGAAGUGAGACAUGAGACGUUCAGGUUCAGCCCCUGCUCCAUGUUUACAGUGUUCUUGUUCCUUCUUAUGCACGACUGAAUGUACGAAUGUGGCUUUCUAUACGAUAUCGUUGUUUACACUGAUCUCGUGCUUUACAGGUGUUCUUACAUUUCUAUCAGGUGUUUUAUGUACGAUGCAACAAUAAAUUUGGAAUGCAACGCAGA
Messenger RNA from Acanthochromis polyacanthus (spiny chromis), 4996 nucleotides. RefSeq names its product double C2-like domains, alpha (gene doc2a). Bases 137 to 1435 code for a protein of 432 amino acids. NCBI's taxonomy places the organism in Eukaryota, Metazoa, Chordata, Actinopteri, Pomacentridae. The record is from RefSeq and is a predicted model, not a curated record. The transcript is spliced from 11 exons.